This is a messenger RNA of Entamoeba invadens IP1, 483 nucleotides long. RefSeq lists its product as hypothetical. The record is from RefSeq and is a predicted model, not a curated record. The transcript has a single exon. Bases 1 to 483 code for a protein of 160 amino acids. Lineage: Eukaryota; Evosea; Mastigamoebida; Endamoebidae.
AUGAACAGUUUCUUUGGAUGUAAAAAUUUACAAUAUGUCAAUAUUCCUUUGGGUGUCAGAAAAACAAAAGAUUUUAAUUUUAUUGGAUGUGGUUGUCUAAGCUCUUUAAAUAUACCAAUAACUGUUUUAUCAAUCAGUGAUGGCUGUUUUAGUAAAUGUUUAAACCUGGAUCAAAUAACAAUCCCAUCAUCUGUUAUUUUAAUUGGCCAAUAUUGUUUUAGUAAUUGUGAUAAAUUGAGUAGUGUAAACCUUUCAUCAAGUGUUACAACAAUUAAAGACGGCUGUUUUAGUGAAUGUUUUAAUCUGAAGAGUGUAACAAUACCUCAAAACGUUGUUUCAAUUGGUAAUUAUAGUUUCAGUGGAUGUUUAAAAAUAAGCAAUGUAAUAAUACAAUACAAAGUAGAAUCAAUUGGUGAUUAUUGUUUCAGUAGAUGUAGCAGUUUAAGUAGUGUUAUAAUAUUUUUCAAGUGUGAAAUCAAUUAG